CUGAUGGUUCUGAAUCGGAAGAAUGUCACGACACGACAUUAGAUACGAUAUUGUCUGAAGUUGAAACGCUGUAUUAUUCUAAUUUCACUAUGACCUUGGAAACAAUUGUCGCUGGAGGAAAAAAUGUGAUGGUGUUCGAGAACAAAAUGGAGUAUGACGUCUUCGCUGAUAUUACUGAGAAUAAAAUGAGCUUACCAAAGCAACUGAAGCCUGGUUCUGACUUUUCAAUUGUAUUGCACUACAAAGGUUUUGAGAAACCAGGAACAAUUUUUGAGAAGGGCUUAAGAGACAGUAAAAAUGGGUUUUUGUCGUCCGGUGUAUUGAUGAUUAAUUUCUCACCGGAAUUCGAGAAGCUAGAUGCAGACUUGCUUUGUGAAUUUGUGUUUGUGAUAGACCGUUCAGGAUCGAUGAAUGGAGAACGCAUUGAUAAAGCUAAAGAAACAUUAUUGUUGUUGCUCAAAAGCCUGCCUAUCAACUGCAUAUUCAAUAUUGUCAGUUUUGGAACAACAUUUACGACAUUGUUUUCAAAGAGUAAACCAUAUAAUGAGGAAACUUUGGAGAAAGCUCUGGAACUUCAGAGAAAUAUGUGCGCAGAUAUGGGAGGAACAGAAAUUUUCAAGCCAUUGGAGAAUAUUUUCAAGAACAAACAUUCAGGCUCUUAUGCUAGACAAGUAUUUUUGCUGACAGAUGGGCAGGUUAGCAAUGUAUCAAAAAUAGUACAGAUGGUAAGAAAGCAGGAAAACACAAGGGUGUUUACGUUUGGUAUUGGAAACGGCUGUUCGACGGAAUUGAUACGGAAUGUCGCCAAAGUCAGCAAUGGAAAGGCAACAUUUGUGAAAGAUAAAGAUCGACUGCAGUCAAAGGUUAUGUCCGCUAUGAGAUGUAGUUUACAACGUGGAAUUGCUGAUGUGUCCUUAACAUGGACUAUCCCUGAAGGUUGCACUGUUAUAAAUGCACCUGAUGAAGUACCUCCCGUUUACCCUGGAGAAAGGAUAAUCUUGUAUGCAAUAAUUUCCGGUGAUAUUCCGAAGGACUUCUCAGGCAAACCCACUUUGAUGUUGACUGGUAAAGCUGGCAAAAAGAAUGUUAAAUUUUCCAUGGAGUUUGACAUGAACUCGUGCACUCAUGCCGACGAUUCUUGUCCGCUUCACAGACUUGCUGCUAAGUCGAAAUUGACUGAGAUGGAACUGAAUAUGGCUGACGAAAAUGCGUUGGUGGCACUAAGCACUGCAAUGAAUGUUCCCUGCAAAUACACAGCUUUUGUUGGCGUGGAUAAAACGGCAACACCUUUGACUUCUGAGGAUGUUGAAAUGGAAUCGUGCAGCAAUGAAUCGUUUGAUCUGUCUUCUUACAAUUUGACAUCCCCAACGUCUAAACCUAAAUCAGGAUUUGGAGAGAAGUUUGUUGAAUUUUUUUCAAAUAUAUUACCCAAAACCAUGAUGCAGAGUAAAGAUGCGGACGUGUCUACAGAUGGUUCAAAACGUAUGAAGUCCGCAUCAAAGCGACCACCGUCUUCAAGUUCCCCUGGUGCAUUGCAUUAUAUGGCUCCUGUUUUUUCGAGACUUGAAAUGUUGGACUGCUCAGUCUAUACAUCGACGAAGUUAAGCGGCGUACGAACUAAGCGGCGGUCGAAGAAAUUCUUGUGUCAAACUGAUUGCCCUAUGGCUAAGAACUUCAUCUCUACAGGUGUUUCAGACACGAUGAUGUCCUACGAAUCUCAUGCAAUGGAGAGUGCGAUGAUGAAUUCUCCAAUGGAUGAAGAUCAUGAACGUAGAGAUGUUGUGAAAGGCACAGGUUUUGUCAAAGAUGACAACAUUUGGAAAAUGAUGCAGUUGAUUGAGAAACAGAAAUUUGAUGGAUCUUGGCAGUUAGACAACUUAUCAAGUAUGUUAAACAAGCCAGAGGAAGAAAUACAGGGAUCAUCAAUAGUUAAGGACACAGACGUGUGGGCCACAGCUCUUGCUAUUGCGUUCUUAAAAAAAGAAUUCCCAGACAAAAAGGACGAGUGGGAAAUGAUAGUGGAAAAAGCUUUGAAUUGGCUGAAGACAAAGGACACGGAGGAGAAAGACAUCGUGCAGGAAGCCAUGAUAUUUCUGUCGGCAUAACCCGAUGAUAUUAUAUGGUUAUUAUAAUCCACAAUGAGUCAUGCGUCCGUCACAUCAUGCAUAUUGAUGACCAAUGGUAUAACAAGUUGUAGGUCACAUCAUAUGAAUGAAUGAUGGAAAUGUCUUCGAGUAAAUGAAUUCAAAAAAAAAGUUUUUGUGAAAAUUUGUUGUGCUCUACAAUGUUCUUUGUGUACCCCAAUUUAUGUCAAUUAUAAGAAGUAUAUAUAUACAUUGCUAGGUUUAGAUUAGGUUCUCAUUAGGAUAUAUAAAGAUGGAAAGAACGAAAAUAAUAAUUAUUAUAGAUGGUAUCUACAUGUAAGUAAGCGAUGUUGAUGUAUGAUGCAUAAACCUUUGGGCGAUAAAUUCAUGGUUAAGUAUUACUGUAAGCAGUGUAAUGGUAAUGUAUUAAACUGGUACAGUUAGCACAGAUAUGUUAAUAUAUUUAAGAAAAUAUUUAAGUUUAAAGUUCAGUAUCAAGCAUUUCAUGACCAGAUUCUUGUUGCCAAUACCAUUUUACGCUUUCGUUUUGUAACAUAUUAGAUAUAUGUCUAUUGAAUCAAUAAAUCUAAAAAUAUC
Molecule: messenger RNA, 2681 nt
Organism: Ostrea edulis (European flat oyster)
Lineage: Eukaryota; Metazoa; Mollusca; Bivalvia; Ostreida; Ostreidae
Product: von Willebrand factor A domain-containing protein 5A-like
Exons: 16
Coding region: 90-2105 (671 amino acids)
Source: RefSeq, a predicted model, not a curated record